Messenger RNA from Mustela erminea (ermine), 1534 nucleotides. RefSeq names its product WD repeat domain 77 (gene WDR77). Gene Ontology annotation, biological process: oocyte axis specification. The transcript is spliced from 10 exons. Lineage: Eukaryota; Metazoa; Chordata; Mammalia; Carnivora; Mustelidae. Gene Ontology annotation, molecular function: protein binding. The record is from RefSeq and is a predicted model, not a curated record. Bases 188 to 1216 code for a protein of 342 amino acids. Gene Ontology annotation, cellular component: methylosome.
AGAACUUUUUGCCAGAGGGCCGCUGCCGACCACGGAAUGGAACCGUAGAAGCAAUUCUCGCGAGAUGUAGAGUGGCUGGAGCCUGUGGAGAGGGGCGGAGGCCCAGAGGGGCACCACGUGGGGCUGCGGGUGCCGUAUCUUGGGCUGCCGUCCAGUUUGGGUCUAGGUUGGAGCUGGAACCGUGGAGAUGCGGAAGGAAACCCCGCCCCCCUUAGUGCCCCCGGCGGUCCGCGAGUGGAACCUUCCCCCUAAUGCGCCCGCUUGUAUGGAACGGCAGUUGGAGGCUGCGCGGUAUCGGUCCGAUGGGGCGCUUCUGCUCGGGGCCUCCAGCUUGAGUGGCCGCUGCUGGGCUGGCUCCCUCUGGCUGUUCAAGGACCCUUGUGCCGCCCCCAACGAAGGCUUCUGCUCCGCUGGAGUCCAGACGGAGGCCGGAGUGGCUGACCUCACUUGGGUUGGGGACAGAGGUAUCCUAGUGGCUUCCGAUUCAGGUGCUGUUGAAUUGUGGGAGCUGGAUGAGAACGAGACACUCAUUGUCAGCAAGUUCUGCAAGUAUGAGCAUGAUGACAUUGUGUCUACAGUCAGUGUCCUGAGCUCUGGCACACAAGCUGUCAGCGGUAGCAAAGACUUCUGCAUCAAGGUUUGGGACCUUGCUCAGCAGAUGGUACUGAAUUCAUACCGGGCUCACUCCGGGCAGGUCACCUGUGUCGCAGCCUCCCCCCACAAGGAUUCCAUGUUCCUUUCAUGCAGUGAGGACAACAGAAUUUUACUCUGGGAUACCCGCUGUCCUAAGCCAGCAUCACAGAUGGGCUGUACUGCCUCUGGCUACCUUCCUACCUCCCUGGCUUGGCAUCCUCAGCAGAGUGAAGUCUUUGUCUUUGGUGAUGAGAGUGGGACCGUCUCCCUUGUAGACUCCAAGAGUGCAAGGUGUGCCCUCAGCUCAGCUGUGCACUCCCAGUGUGUCACUGGGCUGGUAUUCUCCCCACACAGCACCCCCUUCCUGGCCUCUGUCAGUGAAGACUGCUCACUCGCCGUGCUGGACUCAGGCCUUUCUGAGGUGUUUAGAAGCCGAGCCCACAGAGACUUUGUGAGAGAUGCUACUUGGUCCCCGCUCAAUCACUCCCUUCUUACCACAGUGGGCUGGGACCAUCAGGUCCUCCACCACAUCCUGCCUACAGAGCCUCUCCCAGCCCUUGGACCUAAGGGUGUUGCCGAGUAGAGUGGAUUUAAGACAAAAAGCAAAUCCCCCUGAGUAUCCACUCCAUCUGCCCCUGCCCUUUCUGUCUGUGAUACCACACAGGAGCCUUAUACAGUAUGUUGGUACAGCAGAUCUGGGCAAUUAAUAGGCUUUGUCUCUCACCCUGAGGGAAGCUGGAUGCUGGGAUCUUGCAGUCAUAGGGAAGAAAAACUUUCUUAAAAUUGGAUAUGUAUGUGUGUCUGAGUGUGUGUGUAGAUACAUAGUUUUUGGUGGUGGGAGGGAAUUAAAAAAAAACCCCAUCUUACAUCUUUCCCAAGCCCUCCCCCCACCAAAAAAAAA